This is a messenger RNA of Ilyonectria robusta, 1689 nucleotides long. Its product is annotated as cytochrome P450. Lineage: Eukaryota; Fungi; Ascomycota; Sordariomycetes; Hypocreales; Nectriaceae. The transcript is spliced from 2 exons. The record is from RefSeq and is a predicted model, not a curated record. Gene Ontology annotation, molecular function: monooxygenase activity; iron ion binding; oxidoreductase activity, acting on paired donors, with incorporation or reduction of molecular oxygen. Bases 1 to 1689 code for a protein of 562 amino acids.
AUGGAUGAUCACAAGGCCGUACCCGGAGGCCUUGACGAGGGCCUCAUUCGCACCCUGCAACAACCGACCUCACUCGGCAUCAUCGUCACCCUCAUCGCCGUGCUUCUCACCACCAGGUUGAUCAGUGGAGGUUCGUCUUCCUUCAAGGAUGGAUCUAAGACGCCUCCUCUCGCGCCCUACUGGACUCCCUUUCUCGGCCACCUUCCCCGGAUCUUCUUCAAUCCCAUCUACCCGCUGAUGAGGCUGCGGAACCGGUACCCAGAAGGUGUCUUUUCCAUCCGAGUCUUUCGCAAUAUCCACACCUUCAUAUUCAAACCAGACCUCUCGGACGCCCUUCUUCAACAGCCAAGUGCUAUCGCCGACGACCGGGCCAUCGUUCGCCGCUUGAUGGUAUCAAACUUCGGCCUUUCCACCAAAGACCUCGAUGCAUACGACAAGGCCUCCAGCGAGGUUCAAGAAAAGACCAAGGAAUUCCUUACCAACUCUCACUUGAAUGUCUUGACCGAAGGGGCUCUCCGGGGCCUGAACGAGCAAGCUGCUGACCUGGUCUCCUUUAAUUCUUUCCCCAUUGACCAGAUGGAAUGGGAAAAGGUGUCCGGAGCAGAGAGAGUGGAAGAUCCCAGCGAGAUUAUCAUGGAAGCCGACUACAUGGAGCUGAUAAAGACGUUUAUUGCGAGGUCUUCCAACGCAUCUGUUUUUGGAACCGAUUUUAUUGAGAACUUUCCCGAGGUGUGGCCGCAACUCUGGGCUUUUGACGACUGGUUCAUCGCGCUGGCGCGGAAUAUCCCCGUCUGGGUUCCAUGGGUUGGCGGUCAGCGAGCAAGAGGUCCCCUGCGGCAACUGCUCUCAAUUAUGCGGGAGUAUCACGAAGCCUGGGAAAAGUCUCUGAAUGGCGAGAACCCGGGACCCAAGUGGCAAGACCUGCACAAUGUCAGUCAGCUCGUCAAGUCGCGAAUCCAAAUCUUCCGCAAGCACGAGCUAUCGCUUGAUGUCCGCGCUGCCUACGAUCUUGCCCUUCUCUGGUCUUUAAACGCAAGCUCCACCCCUCUCACCGCCUGGUCUCUCCUUGAACUCUACCAAGAUCCUGUCCUGCUUGUGCAGGUCCGUGAUGAGAUUGCUCCGUUUGUCAACAUCGUCCAACCUCGCCACGAAUUUGGAGCAUCAGUUUGGGUCCCACCUAGAGUCGAGACGAUCAAUCUGGACGCGUUGAUGACGAAAUGCCCGCUGCUCAUGGCUACUUACCUCGAGACUGUGAGACUCUAUGGUGGAGGCUGGUCUGCCAAGUGGCUCGAAGAGGAUGUGGUUCUCAAGGAAGAUGGACAGCCUACCUACGUGCUCAAAAAGGGAACUUACGCGCACGUCUUGCAUGAGAUCCACCACUCUGACCCGAAGUGUUUUCCCAGCCCUCAUGAAUGGCAAGCAACACGACAUCUUCAGGACGGCGCGAACGGAAAGAUUGAAGUAGCAAACACAGGCUCUGUGAAACCAUAUGACGGGAGCCUGACGCUCUGCGAUGACUCAGGGUUUACCCUGAGGAAGAUGAUCCUCCACACUGCUGUCAUCAUCUCACUGUACAGCUUCAAGCCAGUAGGGCGCGGAAAGUGGAACGUUCCACCAAUUUCAAAAGGGCCGGUGUCAUCACACCCUGCGUUACCGUUCAGAGUUUGGAUCAAGCGGAAGGAUGUGUGA